UUCUAAGUUCAUCAAAGGAAAUCAGUGUGGGGAAAAAAUAAUGGCAAUAAGCAGAGCGGUGGAGCCUCUGAUAGUCGGGAGCGUGAUAGGAGACGUGAUGGACUACUUCACACCUUCCAUAAAAAUGACGGUGGUUUAUGCCAACAACAAGCUGGUCUCCAAUGGCCACGAGUUCUUCCCUUCUGCUGUCUCCUCCAAGCCUCGCGUCGAGAUCCAUGGCGGCGACCUCAGAUCUUUCUUCACUCUCGUCAUGACCGACCCAGAUGUGCCUGGCCCUAGCGACCCUUUUCUAAGGGAGCAUCUCCACUGGAUAGUGACGGACAUUCCAGGAACAACCGACGCCACAUUUGGAAGAGAGGUGGUGAGCUACGAGAUACCAAGGCCGAACAUAGGGAUACACAGGUUCGUGUUUGUGCUGUUCAGGCAGGACCGAAGGCAGUGCUUAGUGGCCAACCCUCUCCCUCCUUCUUCCUCGUCUUCUUCUGCGAGGGACUAUUUCAGCACAAGGGACUUCGCAACCCUCAACGGUCUGCGCCUCCCCGUCGCCGCUGUUUACUUCAAUGCUCAACGCGAGACCGCUGCUCGACGGCGAUGAUAAAUGCAUGGAUUCUUCAUUAGCUUAGCUACCUGCCCGCCAGCCAUAGCUACUACUACUAGCUAGCCGCGGCCGGGAAAAGAGUUGAUUGCCAUGGAGAAGAAAGAUUGACCGACCACUAGUACUCUACGUACCUACCUAUAAUUGUGUUGUGUUGUGUGCGCGUUUUUGGGUUGAUUGACAAUUUUUGCGCUCGUUGGAGAAAAGAUUGGGAAGAUAUGAUGCGCAUCAAGCUGAUGAUGAUGAUUCUACGCCAUGCAUGAUAUGUUUUUUAAGUUGUUAUGGACGUUAUUGUUCUCUUUUUCUUCCUUUAUUGGAGGAGGACUACUGUUUUGUUGUAUACUUACCUAAUUCCCACGUUGCCUUUGUUGCAAGGGAAUUAGAGUUGUAAGGUUGAGAUAUAUAUGUGAGUUACGGCGGUUCUGGCCAAUAGCUCAAAAAAUAAAAACAAAAACUCGCAAGUUUUUGUUGUCUGUGGAAUUAGGGCAUUCACAUCGAAUUGAAUGAAUCACGUAAAUUGCG
This is a messenger RNA of Linum trigynum, 1117 nucleotides long. NCBI's taxonomy places the organism in Eukaryota, Viridiplantae, Streptophyta, Magnoliopsida, Malpighiales, Linaceae. The record is from the annotation of a GenBank genome assembly.